This is a messenger RNA of Magnolia sinica, 3672 nucleotides long. Its product is annotated as protein FAR1-RELATED SEQUENCE 5-like. The transcript is spliced from 5 exons. The record is from RefSeq and is a predicted model, not a curated record. Gene Ontology annotation, biological process: regulation of DNA-templated transcription. The coding region runs from base 1008 to 2216 and encodes 402 amino acids. NCBI's taxonomy places the organism in Eukaryota, Viridiplantae, Streptophyta, Magnoliopsida, Magnoliales, Magnoliaceae. Gene Ontology annotation, molecular function: zinc ion binding.
UAAUAAAGUAAUUGUCAUCUUUCCAAAAAAAAUAAAUACAAGCGGUAUGUGUGACCCUUCAUCCAAUGGAAUGCACCAUGGAGAUGUUGUUGCCCAAAAUCUUUGAAUAUCAACUCAAUCUUUAAUGUUUGGUUGAGGAUGGCUCAUCUUUGUAUAACUUACCUCAUUGCUAACCUCCCUUGGGAAACCCAGCUUUUCCUUCUUUUCAAAUUGAACAAACCUAUGGAUUCCACAUUUACAGUCAUAGAAAUAUGGCUACGGUUUUUGUUUAUCUAGUCGUAUUGCCUAUGUUUCUGUGCAUAACUAUAACCAUUAUUGUUAUAUCCCACGUGCAUAUUUUACAUUAUGAACUAAAUUGUAUGCAUGGUUUGUACGCCUUUUACUUUUGAAGGUCAAUUAUUGAAAUGGAUGAUAAAAUCUUGGAAAGUCAAGCAUGUUCUUAAACAUAUCGAAGGUUACAAUUUGAUAUUGAAAUAGAUGUUCAAGAUGCAAGCCAGUGCAAUGAAGAUGUAAAGCAAGAUGUACUAUUCAACAUAGGUGAUAUAUUAGAUGAAGAACCAAAAUUAGGAAUGGAGUUUUCUUCUGAUGAAAGUGCAUAUAAUUUUUAUAAUAGCUAUGCUAAAAGGAUAGGGUUCAGUGCUCGAAGGGGAUGGAUACAAAAAUCAGAUGAAGACAUCAUGGUUUUCAGAGAAUUUUGUUGUUCUAAAGAAGGUCGAAAACAUGAAAAGAAGCAAACCGAUCUCGUAAGGUCUACCCGUCCGAUUACAAGAACGAAUUGUAAAGCAAGCAUGAUGAUUAAGCUUCAGAAGAAUGGAAAAUAUAGUGUAAAUAAGUUUGUGGUAGAGCAUAACCAUGAGGUUGUUACACCAACGAAGGUGCACAUGUUAAGGUCACACAGAAGCUUGACUGAUGAUCAAAAAGCUAACAUAGAUAUCAUAAAUGAUUCAGGAAUAACACCAAGAGCAGGUGUCGAAUAUUUUAGUAGACAAUCUGGAGGUUGAGAGAAUAUGGGUUUCACGCCAGUUGAUUACAAGAACUACUUACAGAGAAAGCGAAUGAAAGUGAUGGAAAAGGGUGAUGCAGGAGCUGUAUUGGAGUACUUUCAACAAAAGCAAAUUGAUGAUCCAUCUUUCUUUUAUGCUAUACAAGUAGAUAAAGAUAAUCAAAUGACGAACAUGUUCUGGGCAGAUGGAAGGUCAUUAGUGGACUAUAGUGUUUUUAGGGAUGUCAUUUGCUUUGAUACUACAUAUAGGAUAAAUAGUUAUGGACGGCCUUUUGCCCCAUUUAUUGGGGUAAAUCAUCAUAAGCAGACUGUAAUAUUUGGUGCGUCCUUACUAUACGAUGAAACGAUUGAAUCUUUCAAGUGGUUGUUUCAAACAUUUUUAAGUGCGAUGUUUGGAAAACAACCAAUGACAAUACUAACAGACCAAGAUGCUGCAAUGGCCAAUGCAUUAGCUUCAGUGAUGCCAGAAACAUAUCAUCGUCUAUGUAUGUGGCAUAUAUACCAAAAUGUUGCAAAACACCUUAGCAAUGUAUUUAAUGGUUUAAAAAGUUUUGGUUCUGAUUUUAGUAAGUGUGUAUAUGAUUAUGAGGAAGAGGAAGAGUUUCUAGCUGCAUGGAAUAACUUGCUUGAGAAAUAUGAUUUAGUACAGAACAAGUGGCUACAGAAUUUGUUUAAAGAAAGAGAGAAAUGGGCUAUGGUUUAUGGAAGAAAUACAUUUUGUGCUGACAUGAAGAGCACACAACGGAGUGAGAGCAUGAAUGGCGUAUUGAAAAAAUAUUUGAGCUCUAAAUAUAAUCUUUUACGUUUCUUCACUCAUUACGAACAAGUAGUGGCCGAACGACGAUGCAAGGAAUCUAAAGCUGAUUUCAAUAUGAGGCAGAGUACCCCAAUAUUGUUUGCUGAUGUCACAAUGUUAAAGGAAGCAGCAAAAUCAUAUACUCCAGAAAUAUUUGAAAUAUUUCAAAAUGAGUAUAAGAAGUGGCUAAGUCAUGCAAUGUUUAAAUGUGGUGAGUUUGGAACGGUUGUCGAGUUUCGAGUUGUUUUUAAAGGUAAAAUAGAAGGGCGUACCAUUAGAUUUGACUCAUUAGAUAGUACAGUGAGGUGUAGCUGUAAGAAAUUUGAAUUUGUGGGGAUCUUAUGUAGUCACGUAUUAAAAGUUUUAAAUUAUUAUAAUAUAGAUGUGAUUCAUCCUCGUUAUAUUCUGAAGAGAUAGCAAAGAGAUGUAAAGGUAGGUUAUGCUAAAGAUUAUACUGGGUUAACAAUACAAGCUGACUGCAAUGUUACUUCAAGUAAAUGGUACAAUCACUUGUGUCGCAAGCUUCUGAAAGUUGCAGCAAUUGCUGGGGAACAUGAAGAGGUCUUCAAAGUAGCUGAUAAAUAUGCAGAUAUAUAUCAUGAUCAAGUGAUGGAAUGUACGAAAAGAAUCAAAGAACUUCCAUUAAUGUCCGAUAUUGUUAAAGAAAGUGAAGAUGAUGCACCUACAUGCCAUUUGUUGACCAAAAGUUUAAAUACCGAACAUGCACACUCUGAACCCACAGAAAGUUUACAUACUGAAGGUGCACCUUCCAAUCUGACCUCAAGCGUACAUACUGAAAGCACAUUCCCUGAGCCAAUUGAAAUUGAAAACACUGAAAGCGUACGCUCUCGGCUAACCAAAAAACAAGUUACUUUUGUUGAUAGUAUGGGUACACAAAUUGUAAGAGGGAUUAAAGUAAAGCCCAAAGUUCGAAGCAACCAUCGUGCGUUUAAAAAUCCACUAGAUCGAAUGAGGAAGAAAAGAUCCUUAUCUGAAACCGUUCAACCACAAGCAAGUCAAAUGUUGAUGGUGAAGGGAAACAAUCAUGCACCAAACGUCAUGCACCAUGCUUCAUUUCAACCUUCACAUUAUAUGGUGUGGGUUACCUUCCUGACCCUAGUGGAUCUAUCAAUGCAUCAGUGGUUCAGUGUGGGUACCAACUACAUGAUGCUAGCAUGUUUCAACAAAACCUUUUCAACGUUGGAUAUCAGAAUUCAAAUAUUACCGGAGUGAGUUGUUCUGGAUCCCAACCAAGUAUUAACUUCUACCAGCAAAAUCCCUCAAGCACCCCACAUGAUUCAUCUACGGGAAGCGUCUUGCUUAGCCAGCCAUCAUUACCAUCAUAUGAUAACAAUCAAUUGUUGGGGUGUGAAGAUUGCCACCCACGUUCGAGUAAUUAGUAUUUCUUUUUUUCAAAGGUGGAGAUGCAACUGCUGUCAGGGGUGGGCUAACUCUUUUUGUCAAGCCCACCUAAUUGAUUCUUAAAAAAUAGUGAUUGUCUUAUACAAUAGGUCAGGAUUUCCAAGCUCAUCAUUCAAAUCAAACAACAGGGAGUGCAAAGUGAAGAAAGAUUUUUUUUAAUUAAUUAAUUUAUUUUUAUUUUUUUUGAAUUUUGCAAUGUCUUUGUGAAGAAAGAUUUAUUAAAAAGCAUAAAUAAGGGGUGUUGAAAGAUUUAUUGAAUUUAUUUAUUUAUUUAUUUAUAUACCCCCGUUGUUACUUUUAGAUUUUGGGUUUUAUCAUUGUUCUGUGGUAACCAUUUUUUCAAUUGCCUAAUUUAAUAUAAGCAAUCUGCAGUAAGGAAUGUAUUUUUGAUGUUGGAACCUUUUUGUAUUCUUUCACAUGACAUUAAUGUCACAUAUCAGUUUAAUCUCUC